This is a messenger RNA of Solanum dulcamara, 2612 nucleotides long. Its product is annotated as protein S-acyltransferase 21. The coding region runs from base 346 to 2280 and encodes 644 amino acids. The record is from RefSeq and is a predicted model, not a curated record. Lineage: Eukaryota; Viridiplantae; Streptophyta; Magnoliopsida; Solanales; Solanaceae. Gene Ontology annotation, biological process: peptidyl-L-cysteine S-palmitoylation; protein targeting to membrane. The transcript is spliced from 10 exons. Gene Ontology annotation, molecular function: protein-cysteine S-palmitoyltransferase activity. Gene Ontology annotation, cellular component: endoplasmic reticulum; Golgi apparatus.
AAAACACUUUUCGUCUUUCUUUAGUUACACUUUUGCUGCAUAAGGUUUUGCAAGUUCCUUAUUUUGCUCACCCACUUCUUCCCAGUUUCAUCUUUCAAUUUUCCCCAAACCCUAGAACCGAAAAAUCUAAGUUGAUGGGUCGUCAUUUUUCUUGAUUUUAUUAUCUGGGUCGUUGUUUAAAUUUCAUUUUUCAUAUCAGAAGCUUCAAAUAAGUUCAUUUGCAGCAGAAAAAGCAACAUUUUUUUUUUUACUUCAAUACUAGUAGUUCAUACACAUUGGUGCAAUUUGGAUUGUUGGCAUUUGAAGUUUAUGGUUUGAGUUGAAACGGGUCGGACUCGGUUCUCUAUGGCUCGACGUCAUGGGUGGCAACUACCGGCUCACUCGUUUCAGGUUGUGGCUAUAACAGUUUUCUGCCUGCUAUCUGUUGCCUUCUAUGCAUUUUUUGCUCCAUUUCUUGGAAAAGACAUCUUUGAGUACAUAGCAAUUGGUGUUUAUUCCUUCUUGGCUGUGUGUGUGUUCACACUCUAUGUUAGAUGCACAGCAAUUGAUCCUGCUGAUCCUGGGAUUCUCAUUGAAGCUGACAAGUCAACGGCCUAUCAAUCGCACAAUGACAUAGAGUUGCCUGGUGAUAUAUCUGCUGCAGGGGGUCCCAGCAAGGAAGGAUUCCUAGAUGGAGGAACACCUGCAAGUGAUGCUUCAGGUUGCUGUGGAAGACUUGGAGGGGUCCUCUGUUGUUGUUUUGUCCUUGAAGACUGUCGGAAGGAUGAUCAGUCACUGCAGCAGAGUGGAGAUGAAGAAGUUUUGUUCUGCACAUUGUGUAAUGCUGAGGUUCGAAAGUUCAGCAAACACUGUAGAAGUUGUGACAAAUGUGUUGAUGGAUUUGAUCAUCACUGCCGUUGGUUGAAUAAUUGCGUGGGAAGGAAAAACUAUAUCACAUUUGUGUGCCUGAUGGCUUUCAGCUUUGUCUGGCUUGUCUUUGAAUGUGGAGUGGGCAUUGCAGUCCUGGUUAGAUGCUUUGUCGAUAAGAAAGCUACAGAAAAUCAGAUAAUAGAGAGGCUCGGAGAAGGAUUCUCUAGACCUCCAUUUGCUAUUGUAGUGGCCUUAUGUACUGCUGUUUCACUCCUUGCAACUGUGCCUUUAGGUGAAUUGUUCUUCUUUCACAUUAUUCUUAUUCGUAAGGGUAUUACAACAUAUGAGUAUGUUGUUGCAAUGAGAUCUCAAAGUGAGCCGCCUGGACCCUCUGUAGAUGGUGAUGAGCAGAGUUUGCCAUCAUCACCAACCAGCUCUGCAGUGACAGCCAUCAGUGGAAGAAGUUCUGUUGGGAUGAGCUUGCAACAUAAAGGUGCUUGGUGUACUCCUCCAAGAAUCUUCAUGGAUCAUCAGGAUGAAAUUAUUCCUCAUCUUCAGCCUGGGCGAUUGCCAUCUACUGUUGAUCCUGAUGCACUAGACAAGGACAAAAAGGCAUCCCACCGUCCAGUCCGAAUUAGUGCAUGGAAGCUUGCGAAACUAGAUUCUAGUGAAGCAAUCAAAGCUGGUGCCAAGGCUAGAGCUUCAUCAUCUGUGCUACGCCCAGUUGGUGCCAAGCACAAUCCUUACGAUGCUGAUCAUUUGUCCAGUGGCAUGAGUGGUAGAAGCAGUCCGGCAAGUACUAAUCAAGGAUUUUAUGACAGUAAUGCUAGAGCUGGGACAUCAAGGUUGUCUCCUUCCAAGAGCUCAUAUCCGCCCAGUCGUGCCAGCAGAGAAGAUAUUGAAACAUGUGGCCACAGCAUGAGUAACUUAAGCAGUCCUCUUGCCCCUAACCUAACCUCAUCUCCAUUAGCACUGCAGCAUCAAACUUCAAAUAGAGACCACUUCAAUCCAAUAUAUCAGUCAUCUGCAGAUCAAUCUCCGUGGUCAGCAAAAGCGUGCCACGAGAACGAAUCUCCUGCCCCUGAUAACUUCUCCGACGUAUCUACAAGGAAGAACAAUAUGGGCACUCCAGAGAGUACAAGGUCAUCAGUUUUCUGGGAUCAAGAGGCCGGGCGAUUUGUUACUGCUAAUACUAACAGGGGUGCUGGUUCUACUUCACAAGUUUCUGGAACGGAGCUUACAUACACAGGUCAAUCUAUAUUUUUCGGAGGGCCUUUACUGAACGAAAACAUGAAUAGAGGGGCAAGAAUUAGCGGUACACAGUCUACUGGUCCACAGCGGAGUUACUAUCAGGGUAGAACACAAAGGGGUGGUCAGCUUCCGGUAUUUGUUCCUAGUGAUUCCCAGCAAAAUCAAUUUUCUUCACGAUGACCGCGAGACUAGUAUUGUAUUUGCUCCACUUGUUUUUAUCUUUGAGAUAUACAGUUAGUUGUCCAUUUUCCGUCUUCUCAAGUUUUUGCUUUUUCUGACUUAACUGAGUAGAUUCUACAUCUUUCUUUCUUUCACAACAUGUAUAAUCUGGAGAGUGUGGAAUCAAGAUAUCUUUCUUCUCACGGAGAGUGGCAUUGCAGACCUUACCCCUAGGUAGAUAGGAUGUUUGUGCUAGGCGAUAGGCUUAUUAGCUAUUAAGAUGAAAUUGCAAAUAGAGAAAUAUGUAUGAUCAGUGGCAGAUGGAGUAUAAUUAACAGCUUCAAUUGUGUAUA